AUGCACAACCAUGAUCUGGCGAAACGAAUACAACCAGGAGCCCAAGCAACUCCUCCUCAGCAGAUCAAAGACCUACAUUGGGGUCAGCUCAACUUUCUCCACACGACAGAUACACACGGUUGGUUAGCAGGUCAUCUGCUGGAUGAUAAUUACAGCGCCGACUAUGGCGACUUUGCCGACUUUGUGCAAAGAAUGAAGGCAAAAGCCGAUGCCCUUGGAGUCGACCUUCUGCUCAUCGACUCGGGUGACCUUCAUGACGGAACGGGCUUUGGCGAUGCCACUACUCCCAACGGCAAAUUCACUUUGCCCGUCUUCAAGAAAUUGCCCUACGACCUACUCUCGAUUGGCAACCACGAGCUAUACACCACCGAAAUCGCUAAUGACACUUACCACAACUUCGCGCCGAAUUGGGCUGGGCGCUACAUCACAUCGAAUGUGGACUUCAAUCUUACGGGCGUUGCUAAGCCCUUUUCUGAGCGAUACGCCUACUGGCAGACCAAAUUCGGUGUCCGCAUCAUGUCAUUUGCCUUCCUGUACAACUUCACCGGCAACAGCAAUGCGUCGGUAGUAACCCCGGUCGGUACGGCUGUCAACCAGUCAUGGUUCCAAGAGCAAGUUAGACGGACAGAUGUCGAUUUGUUCCUGGUUGCCGGACACAUCACCCUCCGCGGUUCGACCGAGUGGGAUCUGAUCUACGCCGCGAUCCGCAAGCACCACCCAACGACACCAAUCCAGAUCUUCGGGGGCCACCGACACAUCCGCGACGCGGCUGUAUGGGAUUCGAACGCCGUGGGCAUCGCGUCCGGUCGAUACUGCGAGACAGUUGGGUGGGUGUCGAUCAACGGUUUGCCCUCAAAUGUAACAAGAGCAAAUUCACCACAGGGCAACGCUACCCGAGUCGCUACGUUGACACCCUCCUCUGUGCCAGGCGUGACACCUCACCGCAACUCCACGAUGUCGUACACAAGACAAUACCUCGACUUCAACCGAUACAGCUUCGAAUUCCACACAGGCACGACCGAAGCAACUUUCAAUUCGAGCGCGGGGGUGAACAUCAGCAAGACUAUCACUAACGAGGUCGACAGUUUACCCAUUUUGACUGAGAAACUCGGCUGCUGCCCGAACAACUACUACCUUGCUCGUGUGCCGAUUAGCAGCAAUCAGUCUCUGUACAAUUACUUGACGACUGAAGUCUUCCCGAAGGUCGUCUUCGACGCCAAUCGCACACACAUGCCCCGUAUCAUUCUCACCAAUACAGGCGGAUUUCGAUAUGAUGUGCUCAAAGGCCCGUUUACAUACGAUGACGCAUAUCAGACUAAUCCUUACCUAAAUAUCUGGCAACGCAUGACGGCGCCAUGGGGCGUUGCUAAAGAUUUACUGGUCAACAUGCAGACCGACAAGGUAUAUAAACGCGCGGUGAAUGAUACCACGCUCGUCAAGACGUUGGGGUACGUGACGAGCGAUGAUUUUGGUAAAGACGGCGAUAAUGUCGUGCAUAUCGAUCAGGGUAGCGCCAAUGUGCCGCAUUAUGUCCAGGGGAAUGUGUCGACUGGCAAUAUCACGGAUGACAGUACGUUGGUGGAUGUCUAUGCGACGAGUUUCUUCACGGCGAGCGCGGCGAAGUACUUGACGGGGAAUACUAGUGAUUGGGUCAAUGCGGAUGGGAAUUAUAGUAGUUUUGAUACUCUGCCUAGGAUGGCAGAGUUGUAUUGGAAUAAGGAUUGUUGA
This is a messenger RNA of Exophiala viscosa, 1728 nucleotides long. RefSeq names its product phosphoprotein phosphatase. Gene Ontology annotation, biological process: nucleotide catabolic process. The transcript has a single exon. The record is from RefSeq and is a predicted model, not a curated record. Gene Ontology annotation, cellular component: cytosol. NCBI's taxonomy places the organism in Eukaryota, Fungi, Ascomycota, Eurotiomycetes, Chaetothyriales, Herpotrichiellaceae. Gene Ontology annotation, molecular function: hydrolase activity. Bases 1 to 1728 code for a protein of 575 amino acids.